UCACCCUGACCUGUCAGGUGAUAUCAAAAUAAGUAGGAGUCUUGGGGAUCAGGACAAGUACGACGUAUUUAUUUACUUUAUUGUGAUAGUGAGUAUGCAUUUCACGCCACGAAUGAUUGAUUAGUGGAAAAUCGUCAUCGUCGCCGCCGGAGCGGAGCAUCAAUAAUUCAGCGCUAAGAACCAACUCUACCAGCCGCAAAAUGGUGCUGACCACUGCAGAGGAGCCGCAGGUGAAGGAGACUACAAGUACAAGUACUGAAGGUGGUGCCACCGAAGGGGAGGAAACCCGUGAUGAGCGGACAUUUGAGUGUAAUAUUUGUUUGGAUACUGCAAGAGAUGCUGUUGUCAGUUUGUGUGGGCAUUUAUUCUGUUGGCCUUGUUUACAUCAGUGGCUUGACACAAGACCAAACAAUCAAGUCUGCCCGGUAUGUAAAGCGGCAAUAAACAAAGAAAAAGUCAUCCCGCUCUACGGCCGUGGCAGUACAAACCAACAGGACCCCAGAGAGAAGUUCCCACCCCGACCACAAGGCCAGCGAACAGAACCUGAAGCUGGCACCCACUUUUCAAACUUUGGAUUCGGCGAUAGUGGAUUCCACCUUUCGUUUGGCAUUGGCGCAUUUCCAUUCGGUUUCUUCACAUCGACGUUCAACAUGGGUGAUACACGGCCCAGUGCCGCCGCUCGUGGUACCUCGCAGCAUCUGGAAGAACAGUUUUUGUCGAAAGUAUUCCUAUGGCUGGCGGUGAUUUGUGUCAUUUGGCUGCUGUUGGCGUAAUCGACACCGAUGAUAUCAUGAAAUUUAAUGUGGAGACAGCAACGCAGCCCCCUCAGCACGACACCAAUCUAACAUAUGUACUGAUGCAGUCCAUUCCGCGACAUUCGGUGGAUGUUUAAAUUAAAGGCUUAAAUUCUAAGAUGGGAUUCAUUUCUGUGUGUAGGGAAACAUACUGUUGACUUUAUAAUAUUGUUCAAUCUGAUGUAAUAUUUUAGAAGUUAAGAUAUUUUAGGCAUUUCAUUGUUUUGUUUUCCUAUUAUUUUUCUUCUGUGCUUUUACUUAGUAAUCUAGAGCUCUAUUUCCUGUUUCGCAGUUAUUUUCUUUAGGUAUUAGUGAUUAUGUUUGUAAAUAUGAAUUACUGGCUGGACAUUGUAAUUAUAUAACAGAAUAAGUGAAUAUAAACGUAGUGCAAUCGA
Molecule: messenger RNA, 1189 nt
Organism: Dalotia coriaria
Lineage: Eukaryota; Metazoa; Arthropoda; Insecta; Coleoptera; Staphylinidae
Product: E3 ubiquitin-protein ligase RNF185-like
Exons: 4
Coding region: 201-773 (190 amino acids)
Biological process (GO): ubiquitin-dependent protein catabolic process
Cellular component (GO): endoplasmic reticulum
Molecular function (GO): metal ion binding; ubiquitin protein ligase activity; ubiquitin-like protein conjugating enzyme binding
Source: RefSeq, a predicted model, not a curated record